CCCGUACUGUUGCAGGAAGUAGGAAUCCCUGCUGCACCAGCUACGAUUUCUAACGGAAUACACACACAUUUGUUGACCAUUUUUAACGAUGAUGCGAAGACGCGAAACAACUGCCAAAGCUGUAGAAAACAAAGAUGUCGACUCCGACUUGUCAUCUCCCCAGACAUCCAGUAGUGAAGAGGAUAAUGAUGAAUGGAGGCCGACAGAGCCAAAGCCUAAAGCCCCAAGCAGAGCGGCCAAAGCUCCUGCAGCAGCCGGGGAGAAGAAAGCCGCUGCCAAGAGAACUGCGAAACCGAAGGAGCCCAAACCACCGAAAGCUCCUAAAGUGCCAAAAGUUCCUAAACCAAGGGCACCACGCAAACCUGCAGCAGAACGAAAAACACGGGCCCCUAAAGUUCUGAAGGAUCCUGGCGCACCAGUGUUACAUGGAGUAAAGAGGAAAAAUAUUGACGAAGGAAAAAAAGAAAAUACGGCUGCAGAAAACAAAGGAGAAAAACAAACGGACUGUCCCAAAGGAGAGAGGGCCAAAGAGAGUGGGCCAAGUAGCAGAAUGAAGUCGGAGAGGGUGUCAUUUACUGUGUCGGAUGCCCAUCAGGCAGGCGAGGGGUCUUCAGUAGCUGGGCUUAGCGCAAAGAAAGAGGAAGUGGAGGAUUUCACAUUUGAUGAGCCCAAUCAAAAGAAACAGAAGACCAGCGGGGCCUGCCCGGGGCGAUCGGCUCCUUUACCGUCCUCGGAAAAGCACACUCAAAGGAAUGAACUCAAUAUGAACUGGGAUUUGACAGAGCUGGUAUCUACCCUGACAUGUGUGGAGCAAUGGGUGUGUGUGAAUGUCAUUGGGCUGCUUCGUGAGGAGAACACGGUGCCAUUCAUGGUGCGAUAUCGCAAAGAGCUGAUUAACCAUAUGGACGCCGAUGCCGUCCGAGACGUCCAGCUGAUAUAUGAAGAGCUAUGCUCUCUAGCCAAGAAGACCCAGUCUGUGGUUCAGACCCUGAAAAAGGACGGGAUUUUGACAGCUGAGCUGGAACAAAAUCUGAAGAGCUGCCGAUCAGCUGAUGAACUGGAUCAUGUGUAUGCUCCCUAUAAGAAAGGCAGUAAGCUAACGAAGGCUCGCAGAGCCAAAGCACUCGGCCUUGAGGUGGCCGCCUCUGCACUCAUGGACGCACCGCAUACUCUGGAUUUAAGGGUAUGGGUAAAACCUGGUACUGAAGGUCUCUCAACGAUGGAAGAAGUAGCUACAGGGGUGGAGCAUAUCUUGGCUGAUAUGAUAGCCAAAGACCCCGAGACACUCACCUACAUGAAAACAUUGUGCGAGAGAAGGAUUGUGACCAUCCAGUCUUCUGUGUCCAAGUCGGCACUGAAAGAAAAAGAGCAGACAUCUGUUGACGUUUUCAAGAAACCAGGAGGCCAGCAAAACAAAACCAAGGACAUUGACAAGUUCCACCUCUACGUUGACUUCACCUGCAACAUCCAACGCAUCCAGCCCCAUCAGACCCUGGCUAUUAACCGAGGGGAGAGUCUGAAGAUCUUGACGGUGAAAGUGAACAUUCCCGACGAGGUGAAGAAUGACUUCACGUGGUGGUGCAUAAACAACAGGUGGAAGCCGAGGACGUUUGUAAAAGAAGAGUUUCGUGCAAUCAUCAAGAGUGCUGUAGAGGACUCUUAUAAAAGGCUUAUUCUGCCUUUCUUCACGAGGAGUUUCAGGACGAAGCUGACGAGUGCAGCAGAGAAGGAGUCCAUCGCCAUGUUUGUACGAAACAUCCGGCAGCGCCUGUUGGUGUGUCCAGUACGGGGCUGUGUCAUCAUCGGGGUGGACCCUGGCUUUAGACAUGGCUGUAAACUGGCAGUUCUCUCCCCCACUAGUCAGAUUCUUCAUACUGACGUUGUGUACCUUCAUAAUCAAAACCAGCGAAAUGAAGCAGAGAAACUGUGCCACCUCAUGAUCAAAUACAGCUGUGCCAAGGUUGUCAUUGGUAACGGUACGGCGUGUCGUGAGACCGAGUCCGUCUUCGCAGACCUUAUCUCGAGGCGCUGUUUUGACCCUCUAGACGUGUCCUACUGUAUAACCAGUGAGGCAGGAGCUUCCAUCUACAGUGUGAGUCCUGAGGCGGUCAAAGAGAUGCCAGACAUGGACCCCAACCAUAGAAGUGCAGUGUCCAUUGGAAGACGUGUCCAAGAUCCACUGGCUGAGCUUGUGAAGAUUGAUCCUAAACACAUUGGCAUUGGAACAUACCAGCAUGAUGUGUCAGCAGGAGGUCUGAAGACAGCAUUGGACGGCGUGGUGCAGGAAUGUGUGAGCUUCGUUGGGGUGGACAUCAACAUCUGCUCCGAGACGCUGAUGAGGCAUGUAGCAGGCCUGAACGCUGGCAGAGCGCGAAGUAUUGCAGAGUGGAGAGAGCAGAAUGGUCCCUUCAUCAACAGGGAGCAACUCAAACUGGUCAAAGGCAUGGGACCCAAGACCUUCCAGCAGUGCGCCGGCUUCAUUAGAAUCAACCCGCAAACCCUAAACAGCGCCAAAUCUUCACCUCACCCUGUCCCAGAGAAACCAGCAGCUAAGAAGGGCAAAAAAAAGACUUGCGUCACCAUACCAACCUCGGUUAACCCCCUGGACCAGACCUGUAUACACCCAGAGUCCUACGCUGUGGCACAGAGCUUCUUGUCCCUCGUGGGUGGGAGUGCAGACCAGAUCGGGAGUGCAGGCCUGAAACAGUGUGUGGAGAGCAAGGUUGGGACCAGCAGUGUCGAGAAACUGGCCGAGACACUGGACACCACACCCGAGACCCUCAAACUCAUCAUGGACGGCCUCACGCAGCCUCCUGGGUUUGACAUAAGACAAAAUUUUGGGCAAGCGGACUUUAAGCGAGGCAUUGUGUCGAUGAGCGAUCUGCGGGUGGGCGCGGUGCUGACGGGCCGGGUGGACAACACAGCUCUGUUCGGGGCUUUUGUAGAUAUCGGCGUUGGCCGCGCGGGCCUCAUCCACAAGAGCAACAUCACCCUGAACAAACUGCCUGUGAACCAGCGGCGCCGCAGCCUCGCGCUGGGACCUGGGGAGCGGGUGGAGGUCCGGGUUCUGAAUGUGGACCUUCAGAGGGGACGGAUCGGGCUGGACUUGAUCAGGAUCCUGCAAUAGUCACUUGACUCCCAUAAUGAAUGCACUGUGUUUGGAUUUAUCACAACGGAUACUCAGAAGUUUGUUGUUUCAUGGUGUUGACCGUAACUGUGGAUGAGAACUGAUAUGGUUCUCAUAAACGGAUAAAUCUUAGCAGGCAAACUGUUAAGUGUAUCUUUAGGAAUUACUUUAAUAGCGUAAUAACACACAUUCAAUCAAUGUCAGCAUUACUUUUAAAAAUGCACUUUCUACGUUCUCUUCAACAAAAAAAUGUUCAAAUCAAAUAAUAAUUCAUCUCCGGAUGACUGUUACAAGUCCAGUGAGAUAAAUUCAAGCCAAACUUUCUCACAGUUCUGUUAAUUGCUGGGAGACUUUCCUUUCCCCUGAAGUCGUUUACUCAGGUAGCAAUGGAAGUAUUCUCAGCCUCUUUAUGCUCCUUGUGCGUCUCUGGGAGCAGGUACUUGAACAUUUAACCCCGAUUGCCUGAUUCAAGGGAAGCCAUCGACUUCCUGCACACACUGCCGUCUGCUGGUCUGGAGAGAAGACUUGGAGAAGCUCUGACGGCUUAUUGAGAGGUAUCCCAGAAUUAUUCGCACACAAUCUUUCUGAAAAUAUAACUACUUCAAUACUAUUCACAUAUUGUUUGCAUUCCUCAUGCAUUGUUUAGUGCCGCUUUGUACUAGUUUGUCGAGACACUUGUUUGUAUCUUUAUUUAAAGCAGACGUUGUUUACAGUGUUUGUGGACACUGGAAGAAAAAAACAACAACAACUGAGGAACAUGUAAUCUUAAACGGAUUUCAAACUGUCAAAAAGACAGUGUGACAGAGAUUUGGACAUUAAAGAUAUACCUGUAUAACUUA
This is a messenger RNA of Cyclopterus lumpus (lumpfish), 3966 nucleotides long. It is a transcript of the gene srbd1, whose product is annotated as S1 RNA binding domain 1. The coding region runs from base 89 to 3127 and encodes 1012 amino acids. Gene Ontology annotation, biological process: translation; nucleobase-containing compound metabolic process. Lineage: Eukaryota; Metazoa; Chordata; Actinopteri; Perciformes; Cyclopteridae. The record is from RefSeq and is a predicted model, not a curated record. Gene Ontology annotation, molecular function: structural constituent of ribosome; mRNA binding. The transcript has 21 exons.